CUCUCUCUCUCUCUCUCUCUCUCUCUUUAAGUGUCAUUUUCUCACAUAUACUUCACACAAACAAGUUAGAAACAACCAUUUAACUUCAGACCUUGUCCUCGUCUCUUCUCUCUCUUUCUCUUUGUCCCCCUUCUUACCCCCAAACUCUCAAAUCCCUGCGAGUAAAACCAGCUCCUCAGUUCAUCAAGCCCAUCAGAAAAAAAACCCAAAAUUUUUCCAUGAAAUCACAUCACCGACACCUUUGAAACUGCCCAAGAUCAAUACCCCUUCUCAUCUAUACACAAGUGAGGUAAGAGGAGGAAGAGAAGCUUGCUAGCUGAGGAGAAGAAGAGGGAAGGAAAUUAAAAAAAGGGGCAAAAACGAUUUCAGAGUUAUCUGUUGCCUCGGUCUUAUGAUGGAGCUUUUCCCUGCACAACCUGAUUUAUCUCUUCAAAUUAGCCCUCCCAACACCAAAUCCACCACAGCUUGGAGGAAAACAGAUGAAGAGAUGGAUUUUGGUCUCUGGAGGAAAGCUUUAGAUUCUACUAACACCAUUGGUUCGACGAUGAUGAUGGCGGCGAAACCCGAUACCUCUUUCGAGCUUUCCUUGGCAAAUCCAAGGGCUUCUUCUUCCUCCUUAGAUUCUAACUCCAACCAUCUUCAUCAUCAUCUUCGGCAUGGCCAUGGCCAUGGUAGCAAUCAUAUUCAUCAGCCACUACUACAAAACCAAAGGCAACAACAUCAAGUUCUUCAUCACCAUCAACAGCAAGAACUUCACCAAAAGCUUGGAUUUUUAAGACCCAUAAGAGGGAUUCCUGUGUACCAUAACCUUCCUUCCUUCACUUUUGUCCAGCAACAACAACCACUAGAUUCUUCUGCAUCUACUACAACUACUACUUCUUCUUCAACUUCUUUCCAACCCCAAACCCUGAUGAGAUCAAGAUUCUAUUCUUCAAGGUUUCCUGCCAAAAGAAGCAUGAGAGCUCCUCGAAUGAGAUGGACCACCACCCUCCAUGCUCGUUUUGUUCAUGCUGUUGAGCUUCUAGGUGGCCAUGAAAGAGCUACACCCAAGUCCGUUCUAGAGCUGAUGGAUGUCAAAGAUCUAACCUUGGCUCAUGUCAAAUCCCAUUUACAGAUGUAUCGAACUGUAAAGACCACAGAUAGGCCUCCUACCUCUUCGGGCCAACCUGAUGGAUUCGAAAAUGGAUCAGCAGGAGAAAUUUCAGAUGAUAUGAUGCUUGAUAUUCACAAUCCACGUUCGUCUAAAUCUUCUGUUCAGCAGGAAAGGAGGGUAGACAAGGAUUAUUGUGGUGGCCUCUGGAGCAAUUCUUCCAGAGAAGCUUGGUUGCAUGGAAAACCCAGGGAUUCUGAAGGAAGCACAUCACCUUUUGAGAAGGACCCAAAGUGCCAAUACUAUGAAAGCAUAUCAGAUUUGAGCUCAUCAAGCCUCUCUGGAACAAGCCCCAAGAAGCCCAAUCUGGAUUUCACCUUGGGCAGGUCACUUUGAUAUCAACUUCUGUUAAAGAGUACUCAUUUUGAAAUCAUAAUCUCUCAAGGGCUAGCUAUUGAUGACAAUCAGGUUCCCACUUGAAAAUCAGGGAAACAAGAGGAAAGAAAGGAAAGGAAAAGCAAGUAAAGAGAGUGAAAGAAAGACAAGGAGACAAAAGCGACAGAAAGCAAAGAAAAAAAAAAAGAGAAGGUUGAAAAAGCAUGUCCUUCCUAGCAAGCUGUAAGAACUAAGGCACCAUAUUAUAUUCCUACGUAAAUAUGAAAUAUAAUUGAUUUUUAUA
This is a messenger RNA of Macadamia integrifolia, 1769 nucleotides long. RefSeq names its product probable transcription factor KAN2. Gene Ontology annotation, biological process: abaxial cell fate specification; regulation of DNA-templated transcription. The coding region runs from base 392 to 1486 and encodes 364 amino acids. The transcript has 6 exons. Lineage: Eukaryota; Viridiplantae; Streptophyta; Magnoliopsida; Proteales; Proteaceae. Gene Ontology annotation, molecular function: transcription cis-regulatory region binding. The record is from RefSeq and is a predicted model, not a curated record. Gene Ontology annotation, cellular component: nucleus.